This is a messenger RNA of Geodia barretti, 1266 nucleotides long. Lineage: Eukaryota; Metazoa; Porifera; Demospongiae; Tetractinellida; Geodiidae. The record is from the annotation of a GenBank genome assembly.
AUGGAAACAGCUUUUAUCGCCAUCAUCGCCUUUGUCCCCAUGCUGGUGAUGUUGGUCGUCAAUCACGAAUGGGGACACUUCUUCACCGCCAAAGCCUUCGGCGUUAAGGUGCUGGAAUUCGGCAUCGGGUAUCCGCCCCGGGCCUUCAGCAUCUUCACCGGCCGCACCCGCGUGCUGCUGGACGACAACACCCAGUACAUCAACCUGCCCGGCGUUGCCGCCAUCCACCCGGGACUGCGGGUCCGCCUGCAAACUGCCGAGGACGCCAGCGGCAACCUGGUAGCCCGCGUCGUCGAGGCCUCCCAGUCCAGCGGACGGCGCCGCCAGUCUUCCCUUCACGACAUGGGCAGCGACGAGUACCUCCAGCACGAGGGCACCAUCAAGGACAUCGACCCGGAGUCCCUGGUCGUAGCCGACAUGGUCUAUUCCCUGAACUGGCUGCCCCUGGGCGGCUUCGUCCGCCUGGCCGGUGAAAAUAACCCGGCUGUACCCCGCAGCCUGGCCGCCAAGGGCCCCGGCCCCCGCGCCAUAAUCCUGGCCGCCGGUUCCCUGGUGAACGCCGCCUUUCCCCUGUUCGCCUUCACCCUGCUGUUCAUGAUCCCCCAGAGCGUUACGGUGGGACAAGUGCAGGUCGAGGAAGUAGUUGCCAACUCUCCCGCCAUGGCCGCCGGCAUCCGACCCGGGGACCUCGUCCUUACCGCCGGAGACAGGACCAUCGAGCACGGCUCCGACCUGGUGCGGGCCACCACACUCAACGCCGGCACAUCAAUGGACUGGUUGGUCGAACGGGAAGGCCGCACCGAAAUAGUCCGGGUGACCCCGAGGGUCAACCCGCCCGAGGGACAGGGGGCCACCGGCAUCCGCAUCGGACUGGUCAACCUGCGCUCCGAGACCCGCUACGAACCACCCUGGACGGCAGUGUGGCUGGGCACGACCAACACCUGGGAGAUUUAUCCGGCCCCGUGGGCAUUGCCCCAGGUAACCGGCGAGGUAACCCGCGACGGCGGCCUCCGCGGCUGGGUCGUGCUGUCCAUCCUCUUCAGCAUCAACCUGGCCAUCCUCAACCUCCUGCCCAUACCCAUGCUGGACGGCGGCCGGCUGGUCUUCGUGUUGCUGGAAUGGGUCCGGGGCGGCAAGCGCAUACCCGCCGACCGCGAGGGCCUGGUUCACCUGAUCGGGUUCGUCGUGCUGCUCGGCUUCAUCCUCUUCAUCACCUACAACGACAUCGUCCGCAUGGUCCAGGGAGGCAGCCCCCUGGGCGGCUGA